Molecule: messenger RNA, 2247 nt
Organism: Belonocnema kinseyi
Lineage: Eukaryota; Metazoa; Arthropoda; Insecta; Hymenoptera; Cynipidae
Gene: spag
Product: RNA polymerase II-associated protein 3-like
Exons: 8
Coding region: 234-2141 (635 amino acids)
Molecular function (GO): protein binding
Source: RefSeq, a predicted model, not a curated record
AUCAUCAAACGUUGUCAAACAUAUUCUGCCAGCCGAAAAAAGUGUUUGAGAUCGAAAAUUUGCUUGCUGUUGUCAAUUUUGCAUAAUUGUACACAGAAUAUUAUUUUUAUUAAGUUUUCUUGUAGUUUACUUUCGACUUCUUCAUGAUUUUAAGAGUUGACACGAUUCUCUGUUGAAAUAUUGACUGAAUGUCAAGACACCGCAAAACAUAACCUAGAAGUAGUGAGUAGAAAAUGGACAAGGAUAAUUCUAUUCUGCUUCAAAAACAAGUUAGAGAUAAUUCAGCAGAUUUGCAAAAGGAAUUGAUUGAUCUCAGGAAUUGGGAGCAAGAAAUGAAGCGAAAAGAAGCAGCACUUUUAAGUGCCGGUCGUGACCAGGUCAGGGACCUUCCUCCUAUCAGAAGCAAAAAAAAGAAAACGAUUGAAAGCUCCCCUCCGAUUGCAAGCACCAGUAAAUCAGCUCCCGAUCGCAUCAGAUCCUCAGAUUAUACUGCCUGGGAUAAAUUUGACGUGGACGCAGAGAUAAGAAAAUUGGAAGAGGAUAACGAUAGCGAUGGAUCAGUGGAGGAUGUGCAAGAAAAUGCGGAGAAAAAGUACACACAGGCGACAAAAUUUAAAGAGCAAGGAAAUAUUUUCGUUCAGAAAAGAUUGUAUGAUAAAGCUAUCAAAUCUUACACCGAAGCAAUCAAAAUUUUCCCCUACGAUGAAGUUUUUUACGCUAAUCGUGCUUUGUGUUACCUAAAAAUACAGAAUUUAUAUUCAGCCGAAGCAGAUUGCACUGCAAGUUUACAACUGAACGAUUGUUAUGUAAAAGCUUAUCAUAGACGAGCCACGGCACGAAUGGAAUUAGAAGAAUACGAUGGCGCGAAAAAAGAUAUUGAGCGAAUGUUGGAUUUGGAACCAACGAAUAAAGAAGCGAAGUUGAUGUUCGCUCAAGUGAAUAAGAAACUUGAAAAAUCAAAGCCUCGCGUGAGUUCGGUCUCAACAUCUCUUGAAACUUCUGUUGAGAAGAAAAUCGGCGAAAAGCUAUGGAAUACAGGCAAAUUAAAAGAAGAAACUGCGAUUCAGAAACAGAUGUUGAUUGAUAUGAUGAAAAUAAAAGAACGCCCAAAGUCCACGGGAGUAACAAUAACAGAAAUUCCGAAUGAUAGUGAACAAGAUAAAGAAAGAGUGAAAGAGAAAGUGAAAGAGCCAGUUAAAGAGCAAGUUAAAGAAAAAAUUCCUGAUUGGCUGCCAGAACUGAAUGAUGAUUUUAGCAUCGUAAAACCGGUUAAAUUGUCUCCUCACUUACGUUCAAAAAAGCCGCUGAAGAGAAUUCCAGUCACAGAAGCUGACUUCGAAAACAGCAUUUUACCUAAAUUGGAGAAAGAAGUUUCAGAGAAAAUAGAAAAAUCCAAAGUCGAUGAAAAUCUAAACAUUCCCGGGAAAAGUGCAAAAGCUGAAAAAUCAGAAGAAGACUCUACCAAAGUUGAAAAAACUGAAGUCGAAAAUCAACAAAGCGCAGGAAAAAAGUCUCAAGAACUUACCAAACCCAGUUUGAAAAAUAAAAUCGAGAUCACAAAGUCGUCAAGCUUUUUAGAAGAGUUUAUUCAGGAGCAGGAGGACGAAAGUAAGAAAAUGAAAGAAAAUUCUAUCGAAGUUAACAUAGCAGAGUCAAAAGAUAAAAAGAAUUUGCCAAGUCGAAAAACUGAGAUUGAACGUCCAAAGAUUAUCGAGAUAGUUGAGACAGUUCCUGAUAAAGUUAGGGAAAAGACAAAGGUUGAAGAUUCAUUUAAAGUUCCACCAGCUCCGAAAACUUCGGUUCAGUUCCUGAUGGAUUGGAAAUUAUCUAAAUCAUUGAACUUUAGAUACUUAUACUUGAAGCAAAUUACACCGGAAGUUAUACCAGUACUGUUCAAAGAUUCGAUGGAAUCCGACAUCUUUAACGAUAUUAUUUGUAUAUUAAAAGAAAAAUUCAUAUUGAAGGAGAAAAACGUUUUUCAGUAUUUGGAACAUCUCAGCAAUGUUAAGAGAUUCAGAACGCUCAUUAUGUUUAUUGAAAGAAGUACUAAAGAAGCAUUGAAAGAAUUACUCAAGGAGCUAACUAAGGAAGGCAAAUCUGAAGAAGAAAUUGACGAACUUCGCAGAAAAUAUGAGUUGUGAUAAUUAUUAUUAAGUUUUUUUCUACUAUCUUAUUAUAAGUACCAGUGUUAAUACCUCACAGGUGAUAAAAGACGUUUCUUUCGAAAAUAUAAGCUUUCAAACAAAA